CAUGAUUAAAGAGUUCAAGACAAUGAGAUUGAAAUUUGGUGCAACAUUCUCAAGUGUGAAAGAUAUCAUGAAGGAAAAGCCACAAGCAUUUGAAAUGAUCAGAGAUCCUUAAAUUUUUCUUAUCCAGCCUUGAAACCUCAAUUAGCUCAAUGUCAAGAUAUUAAAAGCAUCUUAGAAUUAAUCAGUGAAAAUUGUUCACUAAAUGAUAUUAGUAUGCUGGAGUUCUUUGUAACUAGGUCUGAAAUAGGCAAGCUCGCUAAAAUUAUUCAGGAAUAUAACGAAUCUAUUAAGAAGUUUAGUGAGACUAAGCUUACUGAAUAUUUAGAAGGAGAGCUUUCAAAUGCUUCACCACUUCAAUGCGAAAGGAUUACCAUUGUUGUUGAUCAAAACACAGAUGAUUGCACAUUGAAUGAUGUCAGGAGAUUAUCAGCUGAUACGUUUCAUGAGUUAUCACAACAUGUCAGAUUAAAUGUCAUUAGAGAUGACAAUUCUUUCACUAUCACUUGUUCCUUCCCUUUGAGUUCUAUCUGAGCAGUUAAUUACAGCUGCUCUUAAUAAUAUUGAUGUAUUGAAAGAAAACAAAGUGAAGAGAUUAACCAUUGGAUACUGCACUGUGUAUGAGGUAAAGGACACCUCCACUACUACUACAACAGAAAUAGAUGAGUACACCUCAUCAUUAUCAACUAGUAGUGGUUUAAUGAAACAAUUGAUGCUGUCAUUGAGUGUACAACUGAUUAAUAGUAAAGAGGAGGUUACUACUUUAAAUGAGGAAAGUAUGACAAUGAAGAAAGAAGCAGAGUCAUUGAAGGAAAAACAAGACACUAAAAAUAAGAUGCUGACUGCCAGUAUAGCAGAGAGUGAGAGGUUUAAAAAAAUAGCAGCUGAGACUAGUCAGUCACUAAAAGAAAAAAUAUCACUACUAACAGAACGUGAAGAAGAGAAUGAGAAUUUGAAAGAAAUAAAAGAAUUAUUAGAAGAGCAGCUUGCUUUAUUUCAAUCAGAGAAAGACGAAAUCAAACAGUCAGAAAGCGGGUCAAUUGUAGAUCUAGGUACAAUUGAAAAGCAUGAUAGAGCAUCUCAUCAGGAAGAGAAUGAGGCAAUACAAUGGAGAAUGGCAUUUGAAAUUGAAAGUUUAAAAGGAGAAUUAAAACAAAAAAAUGAUAAAAUCAAUGAAGUACAAGCUGAGAGUAAAAAAGAAAUAGAAUUAUUGCAAGAAAAAAUAACAAUGAACUUACAACAAAUUGAGAAAGAAAAAGCAAUGCAAGCUAACAGUAAACAAGAAAUAGCUUCAUUAAAAGAGGAAAUAAAAGUACUGAAUGAACAACUAAUGAAAAAUAAAAAACUGCAAGCUUCUUCACAAGAGAAAAAUCCACUUAUAUUUCAAGAUGACAUUUAUGGUGGCAUAACUAUUGACCAUCCAUUGAUUAGAGAAAUUGUACACACACAUCAAUUUCAAAGGCUGAAAGAAAUCAAAAAAUUAGGUCACACAUACCAAAAUAUACCAAAAGCAAAUUAUUCAAGGAUGGAACACAGUAUUGGAAUGUAUUAUCUUGCUGGAGAGUAUGUUAAGCAACUUCAAAGGAGACAACCUGAGCUGAAUAUUACUGAGUCUGAUGUUUUGUGUGUACAAAUUGCUGCUCUUUGUUAUAACCUGGGUCAUGGGCCUUUCUCUCACACUUUUGAUAUGUUCUUAGAUGCAAUACAUGAAAAAAAUAAAUCCGGCAAGCCUUGGAAGAAUGUUUCAGAAGCAUCAGUUAAGAUGUUUCACUAUAUGUUAGAAGAUAAUGAAGGUUUAAUGGCUUCUUUUGAAAAACAUUUUGAUAAUCCCAAGGAAGAUAUUGCAUUCAUCAAAGAGCUUAUCCAAGGAACAGGAUAUGAACAGCGUAAAGAUAAAAAAUUCCUACAUAAGAUUGUAUAUAAUAAAAAGAGCGGGUUAGAUGUGUGUAUGAUCGAAAGUACAGUGAGAGAUGCAGCUGUAUUGGGAAUGAAUGUCACUUUUCGAUGGAAGGCAUUUUAAAACCAAGUUCAUGUCUUGAGGUGUCAUGAUGGUGAAUCACAUAAGUGUUUUUCAAAAGAUGAUUUAGAGAUAUGCAAUGAUUUAUUUAGAACUCGUCAUAGUCUUCACAGGGACUUGUAUUAUGCACGCAAGAGCAGGAUGGCUGCUAUAAUGAUAAGAAGAAUAUUAGUCAAGUCAAAUCAAAUCCCAAUAAUCAAAGAUAAAUCCAGGUAUAGGUUUUACUAAAUUGCUAUGCAUCAGCUAGGGUACACUGUAGACGAGUGACUAUAUCUCAAGCU
Messenger RNA from Amphimedon queenslandica, 2295 nucleotides. RefSeq names its product deoxynucleoside triphosphate triphosphohydrolase SAMHD1-like. Gene Ontology annotation, cellular component: nucleus. Lineage: Eukaryota; Metazoa; Porifera; Demospongiae; Haplosclerida; Niphatidae. The transcript has 20 exons. Gene Ontology annotation, molecular function: dGTPase activity. The record is from RefSeq and is a predicted model, not a curated record. Gene Ontology annotation, biological process: dGTP catabolic process. The coding region runs from base 698 to 2017 and encodes 439 amino acids.